This is a messenger RNA of Benincasa hispida (wax gourd), 507 nucleotides long. The record is from RefSeq and is a predicted model, not a curated record. NCBI's taxonomy places the organism in Eukaryota, Viridiplantae, Streptophyta, Magnoliopsida, Cucurbitales, Cucurbitaceae.
AUGGCUACAACGAGAUAUGAAAUCGAGAAGUUUAAUGGAAAUACAGACUUUGGACUAUGGAAAGUGAAAAUUAAGGCAGUCUUGGGACAGCAGAAAGCCCUUCUGGCUAUUACAGACCCUGCAAAAUACCCUGAAACACUAACUGAUGUAGAGAAAGAGACAAUCGAGAUUGUUGACAAGGCUACUUCUGAUGCCCUCUGGAACAAACUGAACGAGAUUUAUCUCCACAAAGACCUGCCUAAUAAAGCUUUCUGGAGGAAAAGAUUUUUGACAUACAAGAUGGAUGUUGUAAAGUCCCUCACUGAUAAUUUGAACAAGUUCAAAAGACUUUCUUCUGAAUUCAAAUCAAUAGGAGACAACAUUGGGGAAGAAAAUGACGCUUUCAUAUUGCUUAACUCUCUACCAGAAUCAUUCAAAGAUGUUAACACAACCAUGAAGUAUGGUAGAGAAAGAAUCACCACAGAAGAAAUCAUUUUAGCAGUAAGGGUCAGAGAAUUAGAGUUAUAA